CUCGCCCGCCACCCGAUCGGCCUUUGAGUGGCAACGGAGAUAUUCUGCUUCAGGCGACAGAAUACCCGUACUCCCGUCACCCUUGGCGAGUGCAGGAGCGCGACGUCUGAAGUAGUUCAAAAGCCGCCUUUUUGAUUUUCUUCAGAAUUCCCCGAUAGCGCGAAAACAUGUCAUAUCGAUCGCAACCACACUACCAGGCGUACAACCAACCAUGGAACAGCCGAGGCGGAUACGGCAACGAAUCCAUCAUAGACAGAGCACCACCAGAAAUUUUGCACAUGAUGGAUGCGCACUGGUACCAAUAUCCUCCCAUGGAUCCACUAUGGCAUACAAUUUUAGGAAUAUUUAUAGCAUUUUUGGCUGUAGUUUCAUUUUUCGGAAAUGGCAUGGUCGUAUACAUUUUUUCAUGUACAAAAACACUAAGGUCACCAUCAAAUCUCCUCGUAGUCAAUUUAGCUUUCUCAGAUUUCUGUAUGAUGUUUUCAAUGGCACCCACGAUGGCCUACAAUUCUUAUUAUGGAACGUGGGUUUUGGGUGCGUUUGCGUGUGAACUGUAUGGCAUGCUCGGUUCAUUAUUCGGUUGCGUAUCAAUCUGGUCAAUGGUACUGAUUGCUCUUGAUCGAUACAACGUCAUAGUGAAGGGUCUAUCAGCAAAACCACUAACGAUAAAAUCAUCACUAUUUCAACUGUUCCUCAUUUGGUGUCACGCUCUCAUUUGGACGUUAGCCCCCUUCUUCGGAUGGAACAGAUACGUUCCGGAAGGUAACAUGACUGCAUGUGGUACUGAUUACUUUUCAAAAGAUUGGAACAGCAUCAGCUAUCUGAUCUGCUACGCGUCGUGUGUCUAUCUGACGCCGUUACUAACCAUCAUCUGGGCAUACUAUCACAUCGUUAAAGCAGUUGCUACUCACGAGAAACAAAUGAGGGAGCAGGCCAAAAAAAUGAAUGUUGCCUCGUUGCGAUCGGACGGAAACAACACGAGUGCAGAAUAUAAAUUAGCCAAGGUCGCUUUGAUGACGAUUUCGCUAUGGUUUUUGGCGUGGACGCCUUACGGUAUCAUCAACUUUUCCGGUGUCUUCGACUUAUUGAAUUUAAGCCCACUCACGACCAUCUGGAGCUCAGUGUUCGCCAAAGCUAAUGCCUGUUAUAACCCAAUUGUUUAUGCUAUUAGUCACCCAAAAUUCCGUGCUGCACUGAACAAGAAAUUCCCUAGUCUAGUCUGCGGCAGUGUCGAGCAACAAGGAGGCGACUCUGCGUCAGCCGCGUCUGGAGUGACGGCCGUGACGACAGAAGACAAGUCCUCAGCGUAAUCCGGAAAACCAGGAUAGCCUGAACAAACUGGAUAACCUGGAUAACGCAGCAAAUGAUCUGAUUCAUCGUGCGGACCACUCAACUAGGUGUCAGAAAUUACGCUGAUGGUCGCUGCAUCGCGCUCUGGUGCAAGCCUUCACGAUUUUCAGAAAUUUAGGCGUGUCUUACUUCGGCUCUCUUCAAAAUAUACGAUUCUGUUUCAAAAUGGUGCUGUACGUUGGUGUCCGCCAACUGGAGCCUAAAUUAGCGAAAAGUAAGUGAGGAAUCGGAGGGUCAUAAUCCUGUGAUUUUAAUAAACUGUAAAUUGGCACCUCUCACCCGUAGAAAAUGUUAGACUGGCUGUGCCAGGUAGCAUUUGGUUUAAAGUGACGUCACUUAAUUUCAAAAAUGGUUGCGUAAGGAACGGUAUUCACUCUGUCAACCCUCUGAGCACCAAGAGAUUGGGAUAUAGAGAGAAGCAAAUUUCCUCUGUCUUAAUUUAUUUACUUACGUUCCUUUUUCAUUUUCAUAAGUGUUAUAUUUUUUAGGAAUUAAAAAGGGUGAAAUUACUCCAGAAGAUAGCUAGUCUUGCUGCAAGACCUCUUGAAGAAAUUUAAACACGCGCAUUAUUGCUUGAUGAAUUUUCAAGAACUUUUCUUCAAAAAUUUCAGUCUAAAUCUCACGAGCAAUCAUCAAUCGCCGGUAAUUUGCAUGCGAUUUGCCUGCUGCCUCGUCUAAUUGUAUGUCUUUUUCAUCAGCAUGAUUGAGGUUGCACCGGCGAGGAACUUUAAAAUGAUCUUUAACAUGAUCUUAACAUGAUCUUUGCUUGGAGCGCCUUCAUUUCCCCGUGAGACUCCCUGAUCUGCAAUCCAGUUAGUUUAGUUGUCUAUCCGAACCAAACCCAACUACGGUUACUGAUUUCACCACACGCACACGCAAGUGUACCGGGUGUACCGCAUACGCAAGUGUGCAUUCAUUAAGUAAAAACAGUAUUUUUCUACUCCAACCACACAAAUCAGAAUUUCUGUCUUGUUUUUUUAUUUAAAAAUUUGCAUGUUUUUUUUUUCUUUUUUCUUUUUUUUUUAGUAUACGAGUAUUGCUUGCAAAUUGUCGGCGAUUGCUGAUUGCCUGAGCUAUAAAUAGAUACAACUUUGUUUUUGUUUCUCUCUUGCUUUCUUCUAUUUUAAGAAAAAAAUCAAUGGUGCCGAAGACAUCUUUGGCAUCGCACAGUUAAGUACCACGCGAAUAACCUUUCCAUUUAAAAAGAACAAAAAAUUGAUAAAUGAACUUAAAAUUUGAUAAUUCGAUUAGUUUCUAAUAUAAUUGAUUAUCUUCUUUCGGGCUCGUGGUCAAGGUAACUUGCUGCUCGAAUUGUCGUAUUUAUUGUAAGUGAAAAGAACACGUAGAGACCAAUGUCAUCAUUAAUAAUCUUCUAAUGCAUCUUACACUUUCACCGUGCACGAUGAUUAGACGAAGUUAAUAUAUAUAUAUAUAAAUUAGAAUAUGCUGGAAGGGAGAUCCUCCAAUCUUGACCGAAGGGUGUAAAAAUAAAAUCGAAUCAAACACUUUGGUAAAGAUGUAAUCCCAAAGAUUCAACGGCUCAGGAGAAGUCUAAAAAUUGUUUAGGGGCUUCUCUUUGAGAAAACACCUCUUUUCUCCAUGAAAAAAUAACCUCUAUGAGCAUUUUUACUAGUCGUACUCAAGCCCCAUUGAAGAAAAUGGCGAAAUCUGCACUGAUAUAUUUUUCUAAAUGUGUUAUCUAUAUGUAUCCAAAAUUUUAUUAUAUCAUAUAUUUGUCGCCUCCUCGACAUGAAAAUAAACUUUUAAUAACUUCAUCACGCCCUACAUAAAAAAACUCAACGCAGACAUGCACUUGAUGUACCUGAAAUAGUUCAAAUUCUGAAAUCGACUCAGUUUUAAAAACACUGUGCUUUACUUUGGUUUUAAAAUUAUUUAAACUCGUUCUCCUCACGAUUCUUUUUAAUGAUUGGCCCGUUAAUGUGAAGUACCUCCAAAUUUUCUCCUGAUUGUUUUCUCAUCAAAACUGGACCUAUCAGGUUUGCAUCAUAAGUUUUGAAAUUCCAAAGAUAUUUGGGUUUAAAAAAAAUAAAAGUACCUUGAGGUGUGAUUUUAAAUUUUACCGAUAAAUAAAAUAUCAGAUCUGGACAUCCAGUUAUUUUCAUCACUUUGAAUGACAUAAACCUUUUUUGAAUCAUCUUCUCAUAACAAUUCCUCUAUAAAUUAAUCUUAAAUUAAAAACUAAACGGCACAGAAGAAUCCCUCCGUGUUUUAACUACAUGGAUUUGAAUUCAUAUUCCUAAUAUGAUUGAUAUUCCUGCUGAUCGGUAUUGGUCGGUGGCUGGCGCAAGUUUUUACUCAAACUUUAUAAAUACAUCGGUACUUACUCGUAAAAUCGUCAUGGAGUUUACAUGGUGACGUAGCCUUUACUGUCAAUGAAAAUUUCACCAAGGAGAACUCAUUCGAAUAUAACUGACGGGAAUUUCUUGUACAGUUUUAGCGUUUAUGAUCGUAAUUUACGGAAUAAAACCUUUUCAAUUUAAAAUUUU
Molecule: messenger RNA, 3857 nt
Organism: Bemisia tabaci
Lineage: Eukaryota; Metazoa; Arthropoda; Insecta; Hemiptera; Aleyrodidae
Source: RefSeq, a predicted model, not a curated record